GUGGUGCCCACACACCCAGGUACCGUGGGUACGCUGCCCCUUGGAGGCUACGUGGCCCCUGGGUAUCCCCUGCAGCUGCAGCCCUGCACCGCCUAUCUGCCCGUCUACCCCGUGGGCGCCCCAUACACAGGAGGCGCGCCGGGAGGGACAGCAGUGACUCCUACGCUUUCCCCCCCACCCUUGGGCCCAGGACUAGCCCUUCUAGAGCCCAGGCGUCCGCCCCACGACUACCUGCCAAUAGCCGUGCUCACUACAAUUUGUUGCUUUUGGCCCACCGGCAUCAUUGCAAUCUUCAAGGCGGUGCAGGUGCGGACCGCUCUGGCCCGCGGAGACAUGGUGUCAGCAGAGAUCGCAUCUCGGGAGGCUCGGAAUUUCUCCUUCAUCUCCCUGGCCGUGGGCAUUGCAGCCAUGGUGCUCUGUACCAUUCUUACAGUGGUGAUCAUCAUAGCUGCACAGCAUCACGACACCGACUGGGAUCCUUAGGGAUUUUUCUCCUCCAACCUGGAGACUCCCUUCCCGGAGUGAUGAUCCCUCAAUCCUCUCCCACCCCCAAAUACUCAUCAAA
This is a messenger RNA of Gracilinanus agilis (Agile Gracile Mouse Opossum), 565 nucleotides long. Its product is annotated as proline-rich transmembrane protein 1-like. The record is from RefSeq and is a predicted model, not a curated record. The transcript has 3 exons. NCBI's taxonomy places the organism in Eukaryota, Metazoa, Chordata, Mammalia, Didelphimorphia, Didelphidae. The annotation marks the transcript as partial. Gene Ontology annotation, cellular component: membrane.